Molecule: messenger RNA, 2175 nt
Organism: Blumeria graminis f. sp. triticale
Lineage: Eukaryota; Fungi; Ascomycota; Leotiomycetes; Helotiales; Erysiphaceae
Source: the annotation of a GenBank genome assembly
AUGCUUCUAUCAUACAAGAAAGCUCACAAGACGACAAUAAUAUAUGGUUUGUUAGUUGGAAUAUUCAUAGCUACUGGCUAUGCAAGCUCAGACUUUUGGAGUGAGGAUUCUGGUGAUGGCGCAGCAUCUACAACAUUUAACGGUGUCGAAGUACCGCCCUUGCCAGAACUAAAUGGAAUGAACUUUACUGAAUCGAUUAAAGAUGGCUAUUGGUUUGUGAAACACUGGCUGCUCAUGUCCAAGAUUUAUCUAACUAACGGUAGGCCAUGGUGUUCACACUGCCAAGCUGUCGCACCUAUAUGGCAAACGCUUUACGAAUUUUAUUACACCUCAACCCCUCUUCCGCAGAGCUCAGGUGUGCAGAGUAUCACGGGUUCAGGAAAUACGUUUUCUGAGUAUUUUAGCUAUCAUUUUGGCUCACUUGAUUGCGAUGCUUAUGGAUCAACAUGCAGAGCUCAAAAUGUCAACGCGUAUCCAACUUUCAUUAUCUUCAAAAAAGGAGUUGAAAUCAAUCGAUUUGAGGGUGGGCGCGACAUGAAGCAAUUGAGUGACAUCAUCGAAAAUCAACUGGAAACAAUUAGGCCAGGCUCUCGACCAGUUGGUGGACCAAAGCUUCCAAAAGUUGGAGCGAAGGAGUUUAAAGAUACACAAAAACCCAAUUUAGAUGCCGCUACAUCUACAGACGAUAAUCAAACCCUGCAGACUAGUAGUGCUGAAAGCUCUGAAUCAAAGAUAAAGGCAGGUGUGAAGACUGCACUGUCUACUCAUGUUCAACCAUCUAAACCUCAAUUACCUCCUAACCCCCUGGGCACAUCUAUCUCACUUUCAACAGAAAAAUUUCAACAUGAUGUAACUAUGUCUCAAGAUCCAUGGUUUAUCAAGUUUUUUGCGCCAUGGUGCGGCCAUUGUCAAGCCAUGUCACCAAAUUGGGUCCAGCUUUCAAAAGAGAUGAAAGGGAAGCUCAACGUUGGGGAAGUUAAUUGUGAAGUCGAAAAAAGGCUUUGCAAGGACGUUCAUAUACGAGGCUAUCCAACAAUUCUUUUUUUCCGGGGAGGUGAGCGCGUUGAGUACGACGGUUUGAGAGGACUUGGUGAUCUUCUCGCCUAUGCAAACAAAGCUAUAGACCUUGGAACCGGUGUGAAGACUGUUGAUGCAGUAGAAUUUAAAAAGAUGGAGGAAACAGAGGAGGUAAUCUUUGUUUACUUCUACGACCAUGCAACAACUAGCGAAGACUUCGCUGCUCUAGAAAGGCUAACGCUUAGCCUGAUCGGACAUGCGAAGCUAGUAAAGACGAACAGUCAAAUUUUGGUCGAACGUUUCAGAAUAACCUCCUGGCCCCGAUUAUUGGUUUCACGAGAUGGCCGUCCAACCUAUUAUACAGCUCUUGCACCACAAGACAUGCGGGAUUUUCGUCGAGUUCUUCACUGGAUGCAGUCAGUAUGGCUACCGAUAGUACCUGAGCUCACGGCAUCAAAUUCAAGAGAGAUAAUGGAGGGAAAAUUAAUAGUAUUAGCUAUUCUAUCUUGCGAGCGAAAGGAAGAGUUUGCGAUGGCCAAAAAAGAACUAAAAAGUGCUGCCCUCGAGUGGAUGGAUAAGCAAACAAUUGCCUUUCAAAGAGAGCGUCAAGAAUUACGAGAUGCUAAGCAACUUAGGAUCGAGGAGGCGGAAGAUCGCAACGAUCAGCGUGCUCUCCGUGCUGCUAAGAAUAUCCAUAUUAGUAUGGAUAAAUCCGAACGAAAAGAAGUUGGAUUUGCUUGGGUUGAUGGUGUUUUUUGGGAACGUUGGAUUCGGCAAACUUACGGCAUUGAAGUUGCCAAAGACGGAGAGAAAGUCGUCAUAAAUGAUGAAGAUAACCGUUCAUACUGGGAUACCACGAUCACCGGCAACGCAAUCUUAGCAUCUCGAACCUCGAUACUAGAAACAAUACCCAAAGUUGUUUCAUCCCCGCCAAAAAUUAAGCCAAAGAGUACGAUUUCGAAAUUCGAAAAAGUUUUCUUUGAUUUAAAAGUUAUAUUUAGCGGACAUCCUUUUCUGUGUGCUGGAUGUCUCGUGAUAAUAGUUCUUGGGAGCCUAUCUUGGGGCCGAGGGCGAGCACGAAGAAAUCGGGGUGGCUUUUUAAGACUUGAUGAUAAAGAUAAAAUGAUUGUGGACGGUACUAACGGCAAGGUAGAUUAA